AUAGCGCGUUUCUUUGGAUGUGGGUUUGUGCGAGUUGCAGUCAAACACAGCUUCACAAAACCAACGGGAAAGGUGGAGUACGACCAAGACAUCAGAUUAAAAAAGUACCCUACAGUUUUUGAAGGACACCUAGAGCGAUAUGAGGUAGACAAGCAUUCUUAUGACAAGCGCUCCAAGAGCCUUGUACACCAUUUUGGAAAAUGGAAGCUAAAAACUAACAAGGAUAAAUACACAGAACAUUUCAGCCCCAGCAACUGGCAAAAACUGAGCGACUACGAAAAGAAGCAACACACUCGCACAAAUUGCGAGGCUUGUUAUACUCAUCACUUUCCUUUUCAAUCUUUAUUUCCCAUGUGGAAUUUCAAAGAAAACUCUUAUUACACAACAAGGAAUUCAGAAGAUCAUUAA
This is a messenger RNA of Porites lobata, 408 nucleotides long. The record is from the annotation of a GenBank genome assembly. Lineage: Eukaryota; Metazoa; Cnidaria; Anthozoa; Scleractinia; Poritidae.